Messenger RNA from Durotheca rogersii, 2335 nucleotides. Its product is annotated as glutamate decarboxylase. Gene Ontology annotation, molecular function: glutamate decarboxylase activity; pyridoxal phosphate binding. The record is from RefSeq and is a predicted model, not a curated record. Lineage: Eukaryota; Fungi; Ascomycota; Sordariomycetes; Xylariales; Xylariaceae. Gene Ontology annotation, cellular component: cytosol. Gene Ontology annotation, biological process: L-glutamate catabolic process. Bases 399 to 2069 code for a protein of 556 amino acids. The transcript has 4 exons.
GUUAGGUACCUGAGGAGGUAGUGUACCUACCUAAACCUACCUAGGUACCUACCUAGGUAGGUACCUGUGUAGGUAUCUCGGUAGGUACAGCAGUAGAUCGUGACGGUUGGACAGCAAGAAGUUACGUCACGUACGUCAUAGGUGGCUAAGCUCGCUGCCCGCCCGUCCAUGACGCCUUCUCCCGAUGGCGGCCGCCUUACACGGUAGGAGCUUCGGCACGCCUGACUAGCACUGCAGAGGCAGAUCUCAUAGAUAGGUUCUUUUCCUCUCCAGGCUUGAGAUUCACACAACUUGGAUCCUUCGCCCUUAGACAUUGGUAUCUCGCCUCCUACGCCCGUCAAGAUCAACUCGCCUGCCUCCCUCCGCGGCCGACAGAACUAUUACCUACCUAUCUAGCUAUGCCGUUAGCUCUCCAGAUCGACCCUGAGGAGCUCGUCAGUCGGCUCCACGGCACUCACCUCACCGAAAAUGGCCGUCAGCUACGCCGGAGGAUCGCUACCUCUCACCUUACGCCUUAUGGCACCAGGUAUGCGAGCGAGACCGACGUGCCCAAAUACGAGCUUCCGAAAAAGGGAGCGCCUGCCGACACGGCUUACCAGCUGAUUCGCGACGAGCUGGACCUGGAUGGCAAGCCGAAUCUGAACCUUGCUAGCUUCGUAGGAACUUACAUGGAGCCGAAUGCGUCUCAGUUGAUGAUGGAGAACCUAGCAAAGAAUCUGGCGGACAAUGACGAGUAUCCGGCCAUGAUGUCCCUCCACGAGCGCUGCGUCAGCAUCUUGGCCCACCUCUGGGCGGCCAAGAAGAGCGAGAAGGCGAUUGGGACGGCGACUACUGGCUCCUCGGAGGCCAUCCAUCUCGGCGGCCUAGCCAUGAAGCGCCGCUGGCAGGAGCACCGAAAGGCUCAGGGCCUAGAUGCUUCGAGUCCCAACAUCAUCAUGGGCGCCAAUGCGCAGGUUGCCCUCGAGAAGUUCGCACGCUACUUCGAUGUCGAGCCGCGCAUUCUUCCGGUGUCUGCAGAGAGUCACUACCGUCUAGACCCAGAGCUUGUAAGGCAGAAUAUCGACGAGAACACGAUUGGCGUCUUUGUCAUCAUGGGUAGCACCUAUACUGGACACUACGAGCCAGUGGAGGAGGUUUCCAAGAUCCUCGACCAGUACGAAGAAAAGACGGGUAUCGAUAUCCCCAUUCACGUCGAUGCGGCUUCGGGUGGCUUCGUUGCACCUUUUACGUAUGCGAAGGCCGGCGGUCCGAAAUGGAACUUCGAGCUCCCGCGAGUCAAGUCUAUCAACACUUCUGGUCACAAAUAUGGCUUGGUCUAUGCGGGCGUAGGUUGGAUCGUCUGGCGCGACGAGGCGUAUCUACCACGGCACCUGAUCUUCGAGCUGCAUUAUUUGGGUGGGACGGAGAAGUCGUUCACGCUUAACUUCUCACGUCCGGGGGCUCAGGUCAUCGCGCAGUACUAUAACUUCAUCCACCUCGGGUCCAACGGGUACCGUGAGAUCAUGGAGAGUUGCCUCCGCAACGCGCGCCUUCUCUCCAAGAGCCUCGAAGCCACGGGCUGGUAUACCUGUGUCUCGGACAUCCAUCGCCGAAGGCCGGCCGCCCCAGCCGUGCUAACGGGUGCUGUGCAGAACGCUCUAGGCAAGGGCGAGGGUGACGAGACAUCCGCCGACUACGUCGCAGGCUUGCCGGUGGUUUCAUUCCGGCUCGCGGAUGAUUUCAAGCGGCAAUUCCCGCAUAUUAAGCAGGAAUCGGUCUCACUCCUCAUGCGUGCGCGCCAGUGGAUAAUCCCCAACUACGCGUUGCCGCCGAACGAGGAGAAGACGGAGAUCCUCCGCAUCGUUAUACGCGAGUCUAUGAGCUUCGACCUUCUCGACCGCCUCAUCGGGGACCUAGUAUCCGUUACGCAGACCCUCGUAGAUAGCGACGAGGUCGACCUAUCCAUCCUCCGAGCUCAGAAGCCGGCCGGAGAUAGCCGGCCGGAUAGGGGCCUGCUGCAGCAGUCGGCUAAGGUGCUCGAAGGAAAGGCAGAGCGUCUUGCGGAGGGAAUUCACAGAAGCGUCUGCUAAGGGCUUUGGAAUGUAGGCUCUGUAUGCGUGUUGUUCCCGGAUUGUCGUUCUCAUCAACGGGAUUUCAAAGACAUGCCGGGUUAGGACCCGCUCCUUGAUAACCUCAGGGCGAUCUCUCCUCAUCUACAGCCGCCAAUAAGGUGCAAAGUUGCCGAGCUUGCACCUACCUGGUCGUUACAGGAGGGGCAAUAUCGUACAUAGAUGAGCAGCGUAUUGAGCAAUACCAAUGCAGGUAUUUGACGAUGCAAUUAACAAACAGUUGUGCC